This is a messenger RNA of Cololabis saira (Pacific saury), 5414 nucleotides long. RefSeq names its product kelch domain containing 3 (gene klhdc3). Lineage: Eukaryota; Metazoa; Chordata; Actinopteri; Beloniformes; Belonidae. Gene Ontology annotation, cellular component: cytoplasm. Gene Ontology annotation, molecular function: protein binding; chromatin binding. The transcript has 11 exons. The record is from RefSeq and is a predicted model, not a curated record. The coding region runs from base 197 to 1345 and encodes 382 amino acids.
GGGGGCGCCAGCGGCGGCGGCGUCGGUUGCAGCACCCAGAGCUCUCCUGCCUGGCCACCUCUGCCUGUCUAAACACCAGUAAACCACAAGCGACUCCAACCAAAGGUUUCCGUGCUGCAGCCUUGAUGGGGGCGACAAAGCGGGCGACAGAGUGAUGGUCUAAGGACACGCAGUCAUAGAGGUGCUUGCGCGGGGAAUGUUGCGCUGGUCGGUGCACCUUGAAGGAGGGCCGCGGAGAGUCAACCAUGCUGCUGUGGCGGUGGGGCAUAAGGUGUACUCCUUUGGAGGCUACUGCUCUGGAGAAGACUACGAGACACUUCGCCAAAUUGAUGUGCAUGUCUUCAAUACAGUGUCGUUGCGCUGGAUGAAGUUGCCUCCAGUGAAGACAGGAGGACAUGAACGCGUCCGUGAAGUGCCAUAUAUGCGCUAUGGCCACACAGCUGUGCUGUUGGAUGAUACAAUCUACCUCUGGGGUGGGCGCAACGACACAGAGGGCGCCUGCAAUGUGCUUUAUGCCUUUGAUGUCAAUACCCACAGAUGGUACGCGCCCAAGAUUUCAGGGACAGUUCCCGGGGCAAGGGAUGGCCACUCAGCCUGCGUCCUGGGAAAGGCUAUGUAUAUAUUUGGAGGUUAUGAGCAGCUGGCUGACUGCUUCUCCAAUGACAUCCACCGGCUGGACACCACCACCAUGGUUUGGUCAUUAAUUAAUGCCAGAGGCACUCCAGCACGAUGGAGAGACUUCCACUCAGCCACAAUCAUCGGGACAAAAAUGUUUGUGUUCGGAGGGAGAGCAGAUCGCUUUGGUCCCUUCCACUCCAACAACGAGAUCUACUGCAACAAGAUCAAAGUGUUCGACACAGAGACCAACUGCUGGCUGAGCACCCCUUCAACACAGCCAUUGCCUGAAGGACGUAGGAGUCAUUCAGCCUUUACCUACAAUGGGGAGCUCUAUAUAUUUGGAGGAUACAAUGCUCGCCUGGACAGGCACUUCAACGAUCUUUGGAAAUUCAAUCCAGAGGCCUUUUCCUGGAAGAAGAUAGACCCAAAGGGGAAAGGCCCGUGUCCACGGAGACGACAGUGCUGCUGUAUGGUUGGAGAUCGAAUCAUCCUCUUCGGAGGAACCAGCCCGUGCCCAGAGCAAGGAAUGGGAGAUGAAUUUAACCUCAUGGAUCAUUCAGACCUGUAUAUCUUAGACUUCUGCCCUAAUUUGAAGACGUUAUGCAAAAUAGCUGUUAUUCAGUACAGUCUGGAGCAGUCAGGACUCCCGCAUGAUAUCAGGUGGGAACUGGCAGCCAUGACGACCAACAGCAACAUCAGCAGGCCCAUCUUCUCCUCGCACGGUUGACGCAGCUGAAUGUGAAGCAGAACCGGAUCUGUUUCAGGAAAAACUGGACUCUUAUCUUUCUAGUCAACUGAGCUCCAAGGAACUUGUGUUUUGAGUCGUCCGGAUCUGUAUCUGAUAUAUUCUCCACAUUCUACAUGUGAAAACUCUACUGACCAAGAUGUCCUGUGUUAAGACUUCCUUGGAAACGUUUGGCCUUGCCGCGAUGAAGGACAUUUUACCCACCGAGACUCCAGCUGCGCGAAGCAGAUGUUGCUGACGCCUUUUCACCUUUUUCCUCCUCUUUCUAGCCUCUCCAGGUAUCCAAUCAGCCUAUGAUAAUCAUAGACUUCUAAUGUUAAGCACAGGAAGAGGCACGACCUUCAGCCAAAGGUGUUGAGAGCUAACCUCUUUUGAGGAUAUCAUCAAGAUGUCAAAUUACAUGAAACGACUACUGUCAACCUUCAGCUGCAGAUGUAAAGAGGCUGACUCGCGGUUGUAAUUUAUUCAUAAAAUCACCUACAACGUCCAUGAGCAGACUCGACUAAAUUAAUAUGCUUAGUUAAGAGCAAGAAGGCCGAAUGUCCGAGACUACGAACCUGGAGUGUUAUGCUUAUAAAAAGACCUUGUCUUUUUUUUAACGUUUACCUAUUCACCUGCUUCAUUAUAACGUGAACGGCACCCACACUUCUCUCUGGUGUCCGUGUGAUUUUACAAGGCAGCCGAAGAAAGCUGUUUGCCCUGAAAAAUAAUCAAGGCCAUCUACCUCCCCCCCAAGCAUGCAUCAUUGACUCCUUAGGACUUCCUGUACACGUGGCACCUGUCAUUCCCUCGACACGGAGAGGCUUUCCACAGUCUGCCUGGUAUUUUUCUGAAACGCUGCAGAGAACUGUCGGACGGCCCGGCUCGCAUCACUUCUCUACCCUACGAGUUUGUUUUCAGUGCCAAAUAUAGAAGGGAAUUUUGAUGCAAAUGCGUGUGGAAGCUCUCGGUAAGCCCACAAACAAAUCCUAGCCGCCUGCUCCAGUUUGCCUCUUUCUUUCGGGAAACUCAUCACUAUUGCCAACUUUUCCACUAGUACCUACUCAGCCCAGCGCCUCGGCUCCACUCAGCUCGGUCUGGUGCUUUCCCACUAGGGGUCUAACGUACCGAGUAGAUACUCUUUCUGUAACUAUUCUGCCGAAGUUCUAAGCGGCUGAGUCGGGCUGUGAUGUCAUCACACUACAGGCCACUGAUUGGUCGAGGGGUUGGAGUCAGACGUCUCAGUCAGGAUGUGACAUCAGUGAAAGAACGACUCUGACGGCGACUUCUUGUUCAUUUUAUUCCACCAGCAACGGCAAAGAAGUCCGUUUGAUGAUCCAACUCUGAGGUGCAGAUGUUAAUAAAACUGGUGGCUGAGGAGAGAAUUAAAAAGGGAUCUAGACGGACGUAGGGCUGGGCGAUUUUGGACAAAAAUAAAAUCCCGAUUUUUUUUCUCUGAAAACCCCAUUUUCGAUUUCGAUUUUUUUGGUAAAACUACAAAAGAAAAUGGAAAAAUUUGUUUCAAAUAUUUUAUCUUUAUUUUUAAAGAAAAAUAGCAAACAAAUGUCCCUAUUGGGAAUGAAGUGCAAUUGAAAGAUACUGUAAAUCCUCCUUGAGUUUAGUGACAACAUUUACAAUUUUCUUGACCAAACAAAGAUGACUAGACGAGCUCUGUCUGUAAUGCAGCCAGCUGCAAAAAAGGAAAAUCGAUUUUCCGAUUUUCCUUUUUUUAACAUCGUCUUGAUUAAUAAAUCCGAUUUAGAUUUAAAAUCGAUUAAUCGCACAGCCCUAGACGGACGAUAAGGAACGACCAGAUCUACCAGGGGCUCUGUCACUUCAUAGCUGCUCGGUUCUACAUCUUUAGUGUUGUUGUCGUUUAGAUCACGCUCCUACUUCUGCUCCAGGUGCUGAAUUGUUCUGGAAACUAAACUGGGCCAAGUUGAGCCGAGCUGAGACGAGUAGAGCCGAGUAGGUUCUAGUGGAAAAGUGCCAUAAUAUGUGUAUAGUAGUACUUUUUUUUUUUGUUGUUUAAUAGACAAUCCUACAGCUUACAGAAAGCCUCUUCGUGACCGGUUUAUUCAUAAUAAGUGAAACGCAGGAAUCUGUGUUUGUGUGGAGUUCUAAACAUGGGCAGCAAAUGUUCUGAAUGCAUAAGGGCUGUUAUUAGAAAACUAACACCUUGCCGUUUGAAGAGAACCUGGAAAAGCUCAGAAAGAGCUUGUUUUAAUCAGGUAAAGAACAAGGUUAUGUUCUAUAUUUUUGCUGUUAUUAACAAAUCCCAUAAAAAGACCAAAACAAGCUGUGUGUAAUGCUGUCUCUCCACACCUUCAUUUUUUAUCUCUGGUGCUGUCGACCUCACGUUUUUGUUUUGUUUCUAUCCCCACUGAAUCCCAGCAACUUGCUGGACUAUAUCAUUUUUAACAGUGCUGUAACUCAGCGGUGGAGUUGCUGCACGUGUGUGCGUACAGUCUGACAGCAGGACAUUUUGAUAUAUCGGAGUGAUGCAGAUGGACCUUGUUGGACGAAUUCAUUUUUGCUUUUAAUCUCUGUGGGCUGUAAAACUAAAACAACAUCAGAUCUGCCCCAUAAAUCUUAAUAAGCAGUGCAGCAUGACAUGAAUGACUUGGUGAUGGUUUGCAGCCAGGAGACUUGGCAGAAUGCUGGGUUUUUUUUUUCCUAUUAACCUCCCACGCCCCCUCCAAAUAAUGGAUUUUAUUUGCAUGUGGUCCAGAGCAGAAUGCUGUAGAGUUACAGGUAGAAGUAGAAACUGUCCCCACACAUUCAUGAGCUGCGGCUCGGCUUUUCAGUCCUGUUCUUUGGGACCAAGUUUGCUUUUUCUCUCUGGCCAACCCGUCAGUCCGAUCUGUUCUGUAUCAGUUUCUAAUAAGCUGAUUUUUGUUCAAAGGAAAAUCAGCAAGGCUCUGUUUCCCAAACAUCAGGAUAUAACAACACUGACCUUCAUCGUAUAUGUUUACAAAAGAAAUGGAGCGUAAAAACAGUCUGUAAAUACAGAUUGGAGUCACUAGUUAACUGCACUAUAGCCUAUUGUGGCACAUCUGGCCUUACAGAGAUGAGAAAUGUAAAUGCUGCUUUUUGCCUGACCAGACUCCAGAGUUUGACAUGUUUGAACUGCCCAAGUCACGUCUGAGUUUUUAUUUCCUGACCAGCGGUGCCAAUGUGACUCGGCGAGUUUUUACGCCCUCUGCACUGCACGUGCAUGUGGACAUUAUAGUUUUUUAGUUCCCUCGAAUGACUAUACAAAGCUGAAAUGCAGUAAAAUGACAGAAAAAGCUAAUUGUGUGUCCUCACACACGCAAAAAAAAGAACAAUUUUCUUGCAAACAAAUGAACAAAUCAAACUGUUUAUGAGGCACCACAUGGGUUCUGGCAAAUUCUGAGAUUUCCUCUUUUUUUCAUUUUUCUUUUCCAGGCUGUGGUGUGAAAGUUUUAGUUGAGGAUUUUGGUCCCCCGCAUUGUUGUGAGGUUAUGAAUGAUGAGAUUUUUAGUGUAUUACAAGAAUAUGACAUAAAUGUUCAUGUGAGCAGGAAAAUAAAAUAUCUGCCCGAGUUUCCUCAGCGACGUUCAUCCUCCAAGCUGGUGAAGUGUAAACUGGCAUUGCACUUUUAAAGAUACUGAUCUAAACAUCUUGGACAAUGCAAGUUUCCAGCUCUUUCUGGUGUUUCACGUGAAAUCAUAUGAGGAGGUUUUAGCUGAUCAGUUUAACAGGUUACUAACAUUGCAGGGGCGAAUAAAUAAUAAAUAAUACUAAAAUCAUCUGUAUGUUACUGCCUCAACUUGUGACAACGCCUCUCAGUGCUGACAAACUUAUGUGGACUAAUUUGAUACCAGUAGUUGUGCUCCAUAUUUAGGGUUUUAACAAAUACUAAGAGGGGGGGAAGGAAAAAUAAAUAAAAGUAUGGAUUUAUGUUGUAUUUUCAGCUAUUUAGGCACCGGAUCCUUGUUUUUAUUUGAUGUCUCUUUAAAGGGGCUUCUGUGUCUGAUGAUGUUGGUCAGGACUUCCUGUGCAAUAUGCUGUAGAAAUGUAUCAAUAAACCUGAAACAUUUUGAGUCGA